AUGGGAUAUGAAUCUGAUGAGUCUACCAGUAAACCAAAAGAAGAAAAGGCUAAAGAAGCAAAAGUACAUGAUGGUAAGGAAGAUGCUCCAAAAAUUUCUCUUGACUCUGAAAGACAACUAAAAACAAUAAAGGAUUGUUGCAGUGAUCAGCAUUGGAUGAAAGCUAUGAACGAAGAAUUGGAACAAAUUAAGAAGAACCAAACUUGGGAACUUGUUCCAAGACUAGCUGAGAAAAAUCUGAUAGGAACUAAAUGGGUAUUUUGGAACAAACUAGAUGAAGAUACUCAUGUAGUGAGAAAUAAGGAAAGACUUAAAUGCAAAGGCUAUUCACAUGUAGAAGGUAUAGAUUAUGAGGAGACUGAUGCUCCUAUAGCAAGAAUGGAAGCUAUCAGAAUGUCUCUGGCUUUUGCAGCACACAUGGAUUUCAAGAUCUAUCAAAUGGAUGUGAAGUCUGCAUUCCUAAAUGAGUAA
Molecule: messenger RNA, 471 nt
Organism: Cryptomeria japonica (Japanese cedar)
Lineage: Eukaryota; Viridiplantae; Streptophyta; Pinopsida; Cupressales; Cupressaceae
Exons: 2
Coding region: 1-471 (156 amino acids)
Source: RefSeq, a predicted model, not a curated record